AUUUUCCACGUUUAAACCUGAUUGAAUCAUUUCAUUAGAAUGGGCCAAACUCAAACAGCUGCAUCUAAAACUGGAAAAGCUACUGAUUAUAUUAACAUCUCUGAUCAUCAGUGUAAUGAGAAGAUAAAUGGGAAGAUCAAAAAUAGUGAUGCUUCUGAAAGUAAAGAAAGAAAGAAUUCCCAUGUCAAGGUAUUCACUAAGGAGAUGGUGGGAAUACUCGAACUGUUGCAGUAUGCAGAUAAAUGGGAUAUUAUCCUCAUGGUAAUAGGAAUUGUAUGUGCUGUUGGAAAUGGAGCAGCGCUUCCCCUCAACACUGUUGUAUUUGGACAUGCGGCAGAAGGUUUGGUCGUCAGCGGAAAUAACGUAAAUGCUUCAAGUAACAUUUCUGGUUGCUCAUCAGGCUUUGAAACUGAAAUACCCAGAUUUACCCAGAAUUUUCUUAUAAUUGGUUUUGCCUCAUUCAUCUUUAGUUUUUUACAAAUGUGGACAUUUAUAAUCUCUGCAACAAGACAGACUAUGAGGAUUCGGCAAAUGUGUUUCAGUUCUAUCCUUCAUCAGGAAAUGGCUUGGUUUGAUUCAUAUCACAUUGGGACUCUGAACAGUAGACUAACAGAGGACAUUAAUACCAUAUAUGAAGGACUAUCCAUUAAAUGGGGCAUA
Messenger RNA from Bufo bufo (common toad), 660 nucleotides. Its product is annotated as ATP-binding cassette sub-family B member 5-like. The transcript has 7 exons. Lineage: Eukaryota; Metazoa; Chordata; Amphibia; Anura; Bufonidae. Gene Ontology annotation, cellular component: membrane. Gene Ontology annotation, molecular function: ATP binding; ABC-type transporter activity. The annotation marks the transcript as partial. The record is from RefSeq and is a predicted model, not a curated record. Gene Ontology annotation, biological process: transmembrane transport.